Messenger RNA from Cooperia oncophora, 771 nucleotides. NCBI's taxonomy places the organism in Eukaryota, Metazoa, Nematoda, Chromadorea, Rhabditida, Trichostrongylidae. The record is from the annotation of a GenBank genome assembly.
AUGUUGAAGGAUGCACCCAGUGUGAGAGGAGGUACCCCAUCAAUUGGACGAGAACUAUCGUCCUCUACACCACUAUUUGCAACUCCGCUUGGCAUCGGAAUCGGGACGCCUAUUUUGAAUCCGAAUGUAGGCAGCAGCCAAUCUGGCCUCGAUAUGGCUGUAUCAGCGGCAGACAGUGGUGUGCCUGCCUCUGAAGCUGGAGGUCAGUCAGCUUCCAGUGAUGGCGGUGCAGUAGCUGCCAGCGCAACGCCUGCAGUAUGGACGCGAUUCCGGGCACAGGCGAAUAUGUGGAUGGCCUUAGCGGAGCUGUUCUUGGCGGAAGGUCGGCUGAAUGAUGUCGCCCCAUGCGUAGAGCAGGCUGCUAUUCUAUUCCCACAUGCACAUCAGGCUUUGUACCUCAAAGGUCGGUUAUUCGCAGCGAAAGCUGAAAAAGCACCGGAUGAAGCAACAGCGGCGAAAUUUCGUGCGGAAGCAAAUGCCUCCUUCUUAUCCGCAUUGGCUCUGUGUCCGUCGCAUACACCCAGUCUGUUUCACCUUGCCAAACUCUAUACUGCUGAUGGGAAUAUUGCAAUGGCUGAACAAAUGUACAGGGAGUUGGUGCGAGUGGACCCGUUGAACUGUCAAUGGUGGCAAGAGUUAGGCUGUUGCCUGAUGCGCCGAGAGUGCGUGGACCGAGCCAUGGAAUGUUUUUCGGCAGCUUCUCAGCUCGACCGAUCUACACCGCUUCUCUCAUUUGCUUCAAUCCCACUUGUCUUUCCAUCAUCAUUCUAA